GGGCCAAUGAACGCACGAAGCGCUGGACGGUCGUUGGGCGCGAGGCCGGCGCAUGGCGGACGCGGCGCUGUUCGAGUUUCUGCACAUGGAGAUGGUGGCGGAGCUGUGGGCGCACCACUCCGACCCUGGCCCUGGGGGACAGAAGAUGAGCCUGUCUGUCCUGGAGGGCAUGGGCUUCCGUGUGGGCCAGGCCCUGGGCGAGAGUGUCUGCCGCUGCCCCCAGGCUGCCCCAGGAGACGCUGGCCUUCAGGGAGGAGCUGGACGUCCUCAAGUUCCUAUGCAAAGACCUGUGGGUGGCCGUGUUCCAAAAGCAGAUGGACAGCCUCCGCACCAAUCACCAGGGGACCUACGUGCUGCAGGACAACAGCUUCCCCCUCCUCAUCCGGAUGGCCUCCGGCCCGCAGUAUCUGGAGGAAGCACCCAAGUUCCUGGCCUUCACCUGCGGCCUCCUGCGAGGCACCCUCAGCACCCUGGGCAUCAAGAGCCUGGUCACCGCCUCCGUGGCAUCCCUGCCCACCUGUAAGUUCCAGGUGGUGAUUCAGAAAACCUGAGAAGCCCCGGGCCCGCACCCCAGCUGAGCCUCACCGCCGCCCCGGCCUGGGGGGGCCUCGGACCACUGCCUUUGGGGGUGGCCAGAGGGCUGGUGUUGGGCACCCCAGACUCUAUGGGUGAUGAACAGGUGGGGGGCGGGGGUCCAGCCGCUUCAGGGAGUCCCAUGUGCUCAGGUGGGUGUCCUAGGGAGGUAAGGGCAUCCCACGUUGGGGCUGGUGUGAAGGGUUCCCUGCACGGGACUCCUCCUCCUGCGCGGCAGGUGCCCAAUAAAGGUUUUGCGUGUGGA
Panthera uncia (snow leopard) is the source of this 838-nucleotide messenger RNA. RefSeq names its product trafficking protein particle complex subunit 6A (gene TRAPPC6A). Gene Ontology annotation, biological process: endoplasmic reticulum to Golgi vesicle-mediated transport; regulation of GTPase activity. Gene Ontology annotation, cellular component: TRAPP complex; trans-Golgi network; cis-Golgi network. NCBI's taxonomy places the organism in Eukaryota, Metazoa, Chordata, Mammalia, Carnivora, Felidae. The coding region runs from base 53 to 523 and encodes 156 amino acids. The record is from RefSeq and is a predicted model, not a curated record. The transcript has 6 exons.